AUGAAGUUAGCAUUAAGAGGAAAAGGUGAACUAGGAUUCAUAAAUGACACUUGUAUAAAGAGAAAGUAUAAGGGAGAUAUGGAAGAACUGUGGGAUAAAUGUGAUGCAAUUGUGUUAUCAUGGAUAGGAAGUACAGUUUCGAGUGAAUUGAUACCUAGUAUCAUGUAUGCUUCUAGUGCUAAACAGAUCCGGGAAGAGUUUCAGGAGAGAUUUGAUAAGUCAAAUCUUACAAGGAUUUAUCAUCUCUUCUCAGAAAUUUUCAAUUUGAAGCAAGUAAAUGAAGCAUAUGCAAUUAUUGUACAAGAGGAGAGUAAAAGAUCUCUAGGAGUAGUUGAUGUGCACAGAGAGCCAUUGACUAUGCUAGCAGACAACACACAAGGAUAUAGAUACAACAAACCAGUUCAAGGGCCAGCUUGUGGAGAGUGUGUUGGAGAUAUUGGAGAAUCAAGUGGAUCACAUCACAAAGGUGGAGGCUUGUUUACACCACAACAAUACCAGGAAGUGUUGAACAAAUUGGGUGAGUCUUCUCCUACAAACUAUGUUACUAAUAUGAUAGGUAUAUCCUCUAUAUUAUCCAAUGCUGUAACAUAUAAAUGGAUAGUGGAUUCAGGAGCAUCACACCACAUUACACAUUACAAAGAGCUUUUAACUACACUUAGAAGUCUAGGAACACAUCAAAGUAACAAAGUGCAAAUUCCAAAUGGUGACAAAUCACAUAUAGCACAUGCAGGAAAUGCUACUAUUUUAGGCCUCUUCAAUGGCAAGGUAAUGGGGAUUGGUAGAGAAAGAGAUGGAUUGCACAUUUUGCAGGAUUCUGAUCCAAUAAAUGUUCCAACAACAAGCAGCUCUCUUGUUACAAAUAAUACAGAUGGACACCUUUGGUUGAAGUUUCCUGUUAGUGACAGUAAGACAAAUGCUUGUUUCCAAUUGGUUCAUCUAGAUCUGUGGGGACCUUAUAAGAAUUCUACCUAUGAUAAAAAACAGUUAUUUGUUACUAUGCAAAAUGGCACUGUGGAAAGUAAGCAUAAACACAUACUUGAAGUAGCUAGAGCUUUGAGGUUUCAAAGUGCAAUAUUUAUUUGUUUUUGGGGAGAUUGUGUGAGGACUGCCAUAUAUUUAAUCAACAAGUUUCCUUCACCUGUUUUAGGUGGUAAAAGUCCUUGUGAGAUGCUAUUUGGCAAAAUAUCAAAACUAGAUCAUUUGAGAGUUUUUGGUUGUCUUUGUUAUGCAAGCAAACUACCUAGAGGUGAUAAGUUUGCAGAGAGGGCAAGAAAAGUUGUUCUAGUUGGGUACUCAGAAAUUCAGAAGGGUUAUAGACUCUAUGAUCUGGUGUCAAAAGUAUUGUUCAUUAGUAGGGAUGUGACCUUUAGAGAGUUAGUUUUUCCUUUCAAACAUGACGUUGAUAAUUUAAAGGUUGAGGACAUGUUUUUGCAUUCAGUUCCUGAUAGUUCAAAGGAGCCUGAUAUCACAUGUAGUCCACAAAUGGAUAUGCAGCAUGAAAUUCAUCUCAAGAUAAGUCCACUCUUAUCAUUCAAUCCACUGAUGUCUCAUCCAUAG
Messenger RNA from Lycium barbarum (goji berry), 1557 nucleotides. RefSeq lists its product as uncharacterized. The record is from RefSeq and is a predicted model, not a curated record. Bases 1 to 1557 code for a protein of 518 amino acids. The transcript has 6 exons. Gene Ontology annotation, molecular function: nucleic acid binding. Lineage: Eukaryota; Viridiplantae; Streptophyta; Magnoliopsida; Solanales; Solanaceae.